GUGAACUAACUUUAAGUCAGUUUAAAAGGGGGAGACAAAUGCUAUGUUGUUUAUUUAUGUAGGACCAUUAAAUUUUAUUAAAUGUUUGAUUGUGAUUUAAUUAUAAAGUUAAUGUUACUGUUCUUUUGUGCGCGAGUUAAAAUUUCUGAAGUAUGGAGCAUUCUAAAUUUGUUUCUUAGUUCAGUUCCAGCAAUGAAUAAGAUUUAAACAUUAUUAGGCUGUCUGAAUUAUGGAAGCUGAUAACAAAUUAAUGAAGAAGAAUAAAAAAGUCGCCAGUAAUUUUUAUAUUCCUCCACCGGCUCGUAAAUCAGAAAAUUGUCCUCAAAUGGUGUUAAAUGAAACAAAAUCAAAAGACAGGUCAGCUGAAAAAUUAAAAAAUGUCAAUGAAAAUAUGAAGAUAUGUAAUAACAGUAGUCUACUUUUUAAAUCUGAUGAAACUGAUUCUCAUCAUGUCCAUAACUUACAGACCUCAGUUAAAAAAAAAAGAAAAAGAAAAAAAAAAGGAAAUCUUAAAAAAGACUGUGAAAGUCAGAAUAUUCAUGACCAGAAUUUUUCAGUAGAAAUUCCAAUUGUUAGUGCAGAAACACUUGAAAACGCUGACUGUCAAUCUGUUAAUGAAAUUGGUCCUUUUUCAGAUAUAUCUCGCAGUGCCAGUAUUAGUGUACUCAGUUUUAAAAAUAAUGGUGAACUUUCUGCCAAUUUUUCAGCAGUCGAGUGCAAUGAAAGCAUUUCAGUUAAGUCAGAUAAUAAUAAGCAUCCUUUAAAUGAUACUGGAUUUAAGCAUUCAAAUGGAACUGUAGAUGACAGAUUUGAUGUUCCCUCCAUUGACUCAACAUUAGAAUAUUCAGAUAACUAUUUUAUAAAUGAUUGUUUGACAAAGUAUUUAAAUAUAAAUGAAAUUAAAAAGGAUAGUAUAGAUGUUACUGAAAAUGCUGGAGAAAUCCAUGAAGACUUAAAACAUGAUUUUAUGACAUCUGAAAAAAAACCUGUGUCAUCUACAAUUCUUUAUAAAACAUCAAAUUCAUCUCCUGAUGAAUCAAGAACAGAAUCUUCACAAUUAUUAUGUAAAGAUGAUGCUAAUGAUGAUUGGGAAAAGCUACUAGAGGAAGAUGAACUGCACAAUUUGGUAAUGAAAACAGAAGUUUCUGGAAGUAUUACCAUAAUGAAAAAGGCUCAUGUUUAUGAAGAUGAAGAAAAUAUUGAAGAAAAAUAUAGUAAUGACAGUUCCAUUAUAGAAAUAUAUGGUUUUCCUGAAGAAUUUAAAACUCAGGACUUAUAUGCCACAUUUUCUCCAUAUGUUAAUAGAGGUUUUCAGUUAAAGUGGGUUGAUAACAACCAUGCCCUUGGUAUAUUUCCUUCACCUAUAAUAGCGGACGAAGUAUUGAGUUCUGGCCUACCAUUUGUCAAAAUAAGAUCAUUAAAUCAAGCAACUCCUCAGUCUAAAGAAAAAGCGAAGAAUUUAAUUCUUCCAAGUUCUUCGAGGCCCAAAACAUGCUCGGCUCUUGCUAGAAGAUUAGUUUCAGGGGCGCUAGGUCUUAGGGCUGUUUUUACACAAGCUGAAAUUCAAAGAGAGAAACAAAUGUUGAAAGAAGCACGAGAGCAAAAAAGGUUAGCAGCUAAACAAAGGGAUGCUGCAUGGGAAGGAAAAUUUUGACAUUUCAUAUGAAGAUUUUCCUUCAAAUUCAUUUAUUACAACUCUUCCAUGUGAUUCAUUGAAAAUGAAUGGAACGAAUACAGCUAAUUAAUAACAGAAAUAAAUAAGAUGAAACAAAAAUCAUAGCAAACUUAAUUAUUGUAUAAGAAAAGGUGGUACAUUCAUUGCUUCUGAAUGUAACAUUGGGAUGAAAUUUUAUUGAUAUGCUUUCCUGUGGAAAGUAAAAUUAUUGAAUUAUUUUAUGUACCUCAUAUCAUGUUAAAUACUUUUUUUAUAUUUUAUGUUAAAAUUUUGUAAAUAUUUGUAAAUUUACUGUUUAGAAUUAUUAAUAAUGAACAAUAAUUAAAAGAAGUUUUCAUAUUUCAUAUCCUUUAACAAUUAAUUUAGUUGGUUUAUUUGUUCAUUCAUUGCUGGGCUCUACAGUUCAGGGGUGCCCAUCCCCCCUCCCCCAAGAUUGAUGGCUCAUGAACCAUCCUCUCCAUUAUUGCUCUUCUCUUCUUAAGAACAGUGCAAUUGAAAGUAGAAUUUAAAAGUCAUAUAUACUAUUUGUGAUCUGUUCCAGAUUUUCCCUUUUCCUCUGGUUUGAAAUUUUUCAUUUUGAUAAUUCAUAACCUUGUCGACAUGUUCCCCUCUCAAAAAUUCAAAUCCUAGUCAAAAUGUGCCCUCCCCCAAAAUUUUAAUGGGGCAAUUUGUGCCAUGACACCCCCUUGUGGGCACCAUUGCUACAGUCCUUGAAGAACUAUGGUAUUUGCUUCCUGAGUCUUCUUCCUUUCAUAUGUUCCUGUCAGCUAUAAAAUGUCUUCACCACUUCAUAUCCAUCUUCAGGUUUUAUUCCACAUCAUCCAACCUUAUUAGGCGAGGCUAUCCCCACCUUCUUCCAUCGCCUGGCUUUCCAUUGAGCAGUUUUCUUGGCAUUCUUGUAGAGUCCAUCCUCUCCACAUGUCUCAACCAUCGCAGUCUAUUGAGUUGAAUUACUAAGAAUAUCCUAUUCAUCACACUCGAGCUCCUUUAGCUCUAGGUUAGACCAAACUCUCCAUUGAUCCUCCACUUUGAUUGGUCCAUAAAUUUUUCUUUUCCAUAUGUGGGUUUUCUUUUGUUUUCUUCAUUCAUGUCACGCUUCCUUAUGUCAGAAUAGGUUUCAUAAUCUCUUUAUAUCUUACAGUUUUUGCAGCAGCUUCUGUUAACAGUACAGACAUCGAUUUCCCGCAUCACAGCUCUUGAAUCUUUUAAUUCUCUAUCCUCAUUUCCUCUCUGGGCAUCUGAUCUGUUCUUGAUGUCCAUAUGUACAUGCACUUUUCUGUAUUAAUUUGCAGGUCGUUUUCCAACUUCCCUCAGAAAUUCUUUAAGAGCACCUGCAAGUGCUCGUACAGUCCAUGCUGUCAUAAGCACAUUGUCUGCAUAUGUUAAAUGCUGCAUCAUGCAAUUGUUAAUUGCACCUCCCCCAUUUGUUUGUAAUAAAAUAUAGUUGGUUACCUUUUUAUAUAUAUUAUUUUUUAAAUUUAUUUUUAAUUCAGGCAUGUCUGUAAACAAGUGAAUUACAUUCUCUUUCAGCUGUCA
This is a messenger RNA of Nezara viridula (southern green stink bug), 3211 nucleotides long. The record is from the annotation of a GenBank genome assembly. Lineage: Eukaryota; Metazoa; Arthropoda; Insecta; Hemiptera; Pentatomidae.